This is a messenger RNA of Aspergillus pseudoviridinutans, 1164 nucleotides long. RefSeq names its product S-methyl-5-thioribose-1-phosphate isomerase. NCBI's taxonomy places the organism in Eukaryota, Fungi, Ascomycota, Eurotiomycetes, Eurotiales, Aspergillaceae. The coding region runs from base 1 to 1164 and encodes 387 amino acids. The transcript has 2 exons. Gene Ontology annotation, molecular function: S-methyl-5-thioribose-1-phosphate isomerase activity. The record is from RefSeq and is a predicted model, not a curated record.
AUGGCAUCGAUGUUACAAGCAAUCAGGUAUAGCCGUGGCAAGUUAGCCAUCAUUGACCAGCUACAGCUCCCAUACGUGGAAAAGUUCAUUACAAUCCAGACAUCUGAAGAAGCCUGGCAUGCAAUCAAGGAAAUGAGAGUCAGGGGCGCACCAGCCAUUGCAAUAGUUGCAGCCCUCGCACUCGCGUCAGAGUUGCAUACACUCAUAGUCCACGAUAAAAUAUCAUCAGGAGCAGAGGAGGUGAGACUUUUUAUUAGGGAAAAGUUGGAUUACCUAGUGAGCAGCAGGCCCACUGCUGUCAACCUCAGUGAUGCUGCUCGCAAACUGGAAUCAACCAUAUCAGAUCAUGCAAAUAUCCCUGGUGCAACUGGGCGUAACGUUGCGGAGGCUUUCAUCUGCGCCGCAGAGGAUAUGAUGACCAAGGACCUGGAGGAUAAUAUGAAGAUUGGUAAAAAUGGUGCUGAGUGGAUUAUCAAACAUGCACUUGCAGCGCACAAGUCAACAGCUACAGUUCUGACGCAUUGUAACACUGGCUCGCUUGCAACAUCGGGCUAUGGAACAGCCCUGGGCGUGAUACGAGCGUUGGCUUCAAAAAAGGCCCUGGAACAUGCAUAUUGCACCGAGACUAGGCCUUACAACCAAGGCAGCCGCCUGACGGCUUUCGAACUUGUCCAUGACAAACUUCCUGCUACAUUGAUAACCGACUCGAUGGUAGCUGCACUGCUUGCUAAUACGAAAGCUGGAGUGGACGCAAUCGUGGUUGGGGCAGACAGAGUGGCAGCCAAUGGAGAUACAGCCAACAAAAUAGGUACAUAUGGUUUAGCCGUACUAGCCAAAUACCACGGCGUGAAAUUCCUUGUUGCCGCUCCACUCACGACAAUCGAUCUCGGCACUAAAUCGGGUGAAGAUAUCGUCAUUGAGGAACGGCCAGCAGCUGAAGUCACCAAAAUCAAAGGGCCUGUCGAAGGACAACAUUCAGCUGAUAUCGUGAAGUUGGAAACUGUGCACAUUGCUGCAAAGGGUAUCAACGUCUGGAAUCCAGCAUUCGAUGUUACUCCCUCGACACUCAUCGACGGCAUCAUCACUGAAGUCGGCGUCAUCGAAAGGGAGACAGAUGGUCAUUUUCACCUGGAGCAGCUAUUCAUGGAUAACUCGGCUUCAUGA